Molecule: messenger RNA, 9687 nt
Organism: Colletotrichum orchidophilum
Lineage: Eukaryota; Fungi; Ascomycota; Sordariomycetes; Glomerellales; Glomerellaceae
Product: fermentation associated protein
Exons: 1
Coding region: 1-9687 (3228 amino acids)
Biological process (GO): fermentation
Cellular component (GO): membrane
Source: RefSeq, a predicted model, not a curated record
AUGCCGCAAGAAGGGGGACCGAACCCCACGCCGACCGAAACGCCGGCCUUCAGAUGGGAGUUCCUUGUCUACCUGGUUAUAUGCGGUGCUCUCGCCGUCUUCUUCCUCCUCUACUUCAACCGAGCCUUUGGAUCCCUGCUCUCGUGGGGCAUACGAACGUACACAUGGCAUCGCUACCGCCUCUACAUAGACAUACAGGCGCUCCAGGUCUCCCUUCUUGGCGGACGCAUCUUCUUCACCGGUCUACGAUAUCACGGCAACAACGAGACGUUCCUGAUUCAACAUGGCUAUGUUACAUGGCGAUACUGGUUACGUCGAGUGCGCGAGGUGGAUAUAAAGGCCUCGGCGCAGCAGCAAGCUGAGCAGGCUUCCGCCGCUGCAAACGGACGACAUUCGAAUCUGCCCUGCCGCGUCACCAUGUCCCUGGCUGGUCUGGAAUGGUUUAUAUAUAAUCGAAGUCCCGCCUAUGACAGCGUUCUGGCUGGUCUGAAGGAGCCCUCAGCAACUGCCGAGAACGUUUCGACGGCCUUCGAGACCAAAGACGAAAACGCGUCGAUGAGAAACCGAGGGCAGAGGACGAAUGAGAAGCCGGAGCCGUCACCGGAUUCCGCAGAACAUGAAAAGGAGACAUCUGGAGCAGCUCUGCUCUCAAGGAUUGGCAAUGCCUUUGGACGUCGUGGAUCUUCGGCCAGUCAGACUAGUACGCCUUCCGAUGCCCCGGCCGGCAGCAGCGAUGAUGUCCAGACGGACUCCGAUUUGCCGUUCCUUUUGCAGCUGUUCCCAAUCUUUGUGACGUGCCAAAAGGCAGCAGUAGUCGUGGGAAACGACAAUACCAAGGCUAUCUUGAUUGUCAAGGCCGAUGGGCUUUCAGGAGAAAUUGACGCCUCAAAGACAUCCACUCCGGACCCGUACAAGCAGAUCUUCAAGAUCAAGUUCCAGCACCCAAUCGUAGAGAUGCGAGAGAAUGACGACUUCAAGGAGGACCAGGCAACGAGGGCGAGCCGUGAAAAACAGGCCGCCCAGGAACCUAGCCCUACCCACAAGACGUCUUUCUUUCGGCGGCAGCGACGCCGCACGCUCGGGACGUUAAGGAACCUGGUGCCGUACUGGCGGAAAUCCGUCGAAUCCUUCUCUCUGGGCUCGCGCAGUCCACUCACGACCGCGGUGUCCCAAAUACCAGGCUCCAACCAAUGGCAAGGCCUGGCCCGCUACUUGGACGAAGACGAGCAGGAUUCAAGGCUGCGGUGGGCGGGCGUCGAGUACGCUGCCGAGUCCACCAUAGUGGACAGUCCAGAAGGGACGUUGACCGUCUACUGGGAUGUCGUAGGCAAGGUGACGGCCGAAGCCGCUAGCCGACGGUCAAAGGAGAACGCGGCGACAUACAUCAAUGGUGACGAGGCUCCUGCAUGGGGCAUGAGUCUUGCCAUCAAGGGCGGCGUAGUCAAUUACGGACCUUGGGCAGACCGACACAGGGCGGACCUUCAGCGCGUCUUUGUUCCCAGUUUGUCAAAAGACGCCGUUCCUGCGACCCCUUUGGAGGAGGGUGCCUAUCGCGUUCCUACUCAGUUCAAAUUGUUUGUCGAGUUGGACGAUGAGGUGACGCUGCGUAUCCCGACUCGAGAAGAUUCGAAGAAUUGGAAGUGGAAGGGCAAAGAGCCGCCCAUGAAGUCUCCGCCACAGCCGCAUAAGCGGAAGCAGAGAAACCGUGCAAAGAAGAACUCCAAGACAGACGCCGCACCCACACGCCCGGGAGGCUGGCUUGACUUCACCGUGCCUGGCAAUUCCACAAUCUCCUUCACCAUGGACAUGCUUGCCAGUCCGUCGGGGUACCAGAUGAAGCUCGAUGUCGACCUGCCCAGCACUGAGCUCGCGACCAGCGUGAACCACGAGCUUCUCUGGCGUUCAGGGCCCCAACGUAUAUCCUGCGAUCUAUCCACACCCCUCAAAUGGAACACCCUCAGGUCGUGGUACUUCGACAUUGUUGCAGAUGGAAUGGAACUCUUUAUUUUGAGGGACCACGUCUUCCUCAUCAUAGACUUGAUCGAUGACUGGGCCUCGGGGCCGCCGGCCGAGUAUCUGGUCUUCACGCCCUUCAGAUACUAUCUCAAUCUCGAGCUCCGCGACGCCACGCUUUAUCUGAACGCUAAUGAUGGCAACAUCAUCAACAAUCCCACCGAUCUCGAGGAUAACGCCUACGUUGUAGCCAAGAGCCCCUCCCUCAUUGUAAACUCCUGCAUUCCGAUUGACAAGUUCCGACCCAACAUGAACACCGUACCAUUUGUUCUCAGAGCCGAGACCUUCUCGCUGUGGCUACAUGUACCACCAUGGAAUACGCAGGGCACGUUCCUUACUUCGAAAGAAAUCGGCCACGGCGAGAACUUUGAAGUUGACGGGAAAUAUCACUAUAACGCCACUACAUCUCCGGCCAACAUCGAUACCCUAGAACUCAACCUAAGUCUCCAGUCUCCUACAGCAACAAUUUACGGAUUCAUUAUACGAUAUGUCAUGGUUCUCAAGGACAACUACCUCGGUGACUAUAUUCACUUCAAGACGCUCGAAGAGUACCAAGACCUCUUGCGGCUCAAGGAAAGCAACCCUGAUGCGGAACUCGCAAAUCGCCCUCCCCCGAAAAAGUCGAAUGACCUGGAUGUGAUUCUAAGCGUCAGAAUCGACGACCUGCGUCUGCUGUUACCUGCCAACCUGUACUCUAGUCAACGCAAUGUCCAGGUCGAAACCGCUGGCCUGUCUCUAGACCUCCGAUUUACCAACUACUAUAUGGACUUGCAGGUUAAUCUCAACCCCCUGAACCUGUCUCUCGGAAAUGCAGAGUCGGGCUUGGAAACGCCCAUAAGCGCGGUCUCCAGUACCCAAUUAUUCAUUGACGGCCUCACCAUCUACGGCCACCGUCUAUUCGGGCUCCCUCCCAGUGAACCGACAUACAUGUGCAACUGGGACAUCUCCGUAGGCACCGUAUCAGGAGAAUGUUCUGCCGACUUCUUGACGGCACUGAUGGGCGUGGGUAAAGGUUUCGCAUUCGAAUUCGACGAUGACGAGAACGCUUUGAUACCGCUCUCUUCCGUCAUCGUCUACGACGUCACUUUCUUGAGGGUGGCUGUCGAAGCGGUCCGCGUUUGGUGUCACGUUGACGAAGCGGCAUUCCUUUUCUCGACCGGUACACUCGAUAUCAAAUUCAACGAUUGGGCCCGCACGCACUACUCUAGAAGAGCCGACAUCAGACUCCCGGAUCUGCAGGUUUCGUGUGUCAAUUCGGAAUCGGCCAUGAGGCACAAGUGGAAGUCUCAGCAUGGCGUCGAAACAGACGCAUUCUUCCAAGCUAGUAUACGUGUGGCAAUCAUUGGAAGAAAGUUCCAUUUCUCCAAAGAGCGCAAGCUGCAGCAGGAGCUCAUCCGUCGCGAGGAUCAACGGGCUGGGCGAACUGAAUUUCUGCUUCUACCAGGGAUCUUGGAGGAAACGCUUCCCGACCAGCUCGACCCGCCGGCCCAGGGCUUCCCGCCGGUUCCGCACCCGAAAGUCUUGGAUGGCGCCCAGGGAGACCAGAGGUCUUUUGACAGUCGCUCAGCCUUUAGUCGAUCUCGUCCUCUCCGCCACAAGAGCUCAUUCCUGUCUACCUCCACCGCCUCCAGCACUAGCAGUGUAGUGAGGCCCAGAAGCUCAGUCAGAUCAAGAGCAAAGUCCAGACAGUCAGACAUGUUGCAACCGGACGGGCGAGGAACGCAUCAGCGAGAUGUUUCUACCUCUACUGGCCGACACUCGGCCUUUUACAGCGCCAUUGGAGACUUUAGAGAUGCAAGUCACCAUUCGUCAGUGGCAUUCUCGAGCCAAUUCUACACCCCGCCGUUCCCACUUGAGAGUGUUCGACCCGACAUGUCAGAGGCCGUCAUGCAAAGCAUUGAAGACGAGGAAGAUGCAUCCGCGUUUGGCUUCUCAGAUUUUAGUCUCGACGACAUUGACCCCGAUUCUUUGGCAGAAGAUCGUGCUCACAACAGCAUCAUACUAGAAAUUCCAUCGGGCGUCACUGCAUUCUUGAAUCCUUCAGCGGUCAAGAACGUGUCGCUAUUGCUCGCGGCUCUGCAACCGAGCAACCCGGACGACAUUCUCGACAGCCUACAGAUAUCAUCAAUGACCGACAUCUUUGACCUCCAAAAGAAGAGGAAGAUUGCCGGUGAAAUCACUGAUAUACUCGUCAGGGUUCCAAAAGCCAGCAUCCGUUUCCUGAACUCUUCCACCAUCGACCGUCUUAAUCCCGGCGGGGAAGAACAGGACCAAUACGAUGUGACGGUAUCAAGAUUGUCGCUGUCUCUCCGCUCGACUGAUGCGUGGGAGGACCCAUCGAAUCCCGUUGAGAGCAACAAGAGAACGUCUGUCCUGUUAAAGCUUGGAUCUGCCGAGGUCUCAGCUUCGGAACGACUUUCAGGGGCUGAAGAGAACCAAGCAGCGUUCAUGGCGCAGAUCGAAAGCGUCAUGGUGUCACUCGGCUCAAAGGACGUCACUUACAUUGACGCAGACAUUGGCAGCAUCAAGAGCAGCACGGCAUCAGAAAAGAUUGAGUACCUUGCGUCACUCAUCCACAGGACCGGAGUCGUCGCUGCGGAGCUCGGCGAGGUACUAGGGCAGACGAUGUCUCGGCACGAGGACCGCAUCAAGCAUUUUGUCUACAAGCUCAUGACCGAAGGUCACCCCAUUGGCGACCCUUCCUUCUUGACUCGCCCAUCGGCAGUCUUGCGGUCUGCCACUGAGCAUCUGCGAACAUUUGAUUCAUGGAAGAUGGCUGCGAGGCUUCGUCAAGUAUGGAUACAUUUGCCGACGGCCUUCAAAGAAGACCUGCAACUGAGCUGCCUCGCGGCAUCGGCCUCGCCGCCCGCUGAUGCUUCUCAGCGCGUCAUUGAUGCCUUUCAACGAUGGCGCAGCUGGGACUUGUACGACGUGGCUGAUUCCUCACUGAUCAAGAACGUUUUCGGCGCAAUAAAGGUGGACGACAAGCCCGCAUCGCCCGAUCUGCCCAUCUUGGCCGCCCUGCGCCUGAAAGACGUCCAGUUGCUCCUAGACCCUGGGCCAAAAGAAAACAGAAUCGUGUUUUCCGACUUGACGACGAGGCUGGAGAAGAAAAGAGUGCCAAACGCCGAUGGCACAGAAGAGAUGCCGAAGAACAUGACCGUUCUCAAUGUGUAUUGCGGCGAAGCAGCCGUCAUCUUCAACUGGGAACUUUGCGAGCUAGCUGAGGAUGUCCUGCGACUGUGCAACAAAUCCAGCCGGACUGCCAAAUCGUCUCCAGAGCCCAAGACAGAGCCCAAAGAGGAUAUUGCCUCGGCCAGCAAGUCGAAAUCCCAAAACGCAUUCCACGUUGUGUUGGCCAUUGGGCGAGGCUCCGUCGAGGUGGACACUAUCAACCUCAGCGCCACCUCUCUCGGCCAUAAUAUGAAAGUAUCCUGCUUGGUUGAUGCGUACGAGAAGACCGGCUCGUCCAUCAACUUCAUUCUCAGCUGCGAUGCCGUGACAUCCCGCCUUCAUCAUCGAUCGGAACUGCUGGGGCUUUUCCAGAUCAAGGACCCAAGCAUUAUUGUUUCUCACGAACUCUUGGAGACAGACACGACAUCUUGUCACACAAUCAAAUCGACGGCCACCAGUCGCACAUUGACUCUGGCUGUGAAGCAAGAUCCCCUUUACCUCGUCGAAGUUGCCGACUAUCUGGUCAAGGACGAGUUGACGCAGAUACACAAGCUCCAGAAACAGUUGCCGGAGUCCCCGGCGCCACCUCGAAGGAACAGCGUCAAAAUUGCCGAACGUCUCUCUUCCUUCCGAGUCAACGUUGCAAUGUUCCUGGACGAGUACCGUAUCAGCGUACCAUUGCUGCAGUCAAUGACUUAUAACAUUUCGGGUGUUGUUGCACGGGCAGCCGUGGCCGCCAACUUUGGAAAGGAGCUCAUUUUCGACUUUGAUGUCAAGGAGAACUCCCACGAGGUCCGCAUGGAUGUCAGGGACCGACAGCACAGCAUAUCGAUUCUCCGUAUCCCGCCGACCAAUGGUCGCAUCGUCAGUCACAUUGGACAAGGGGAGCAUUCGGUGUCGGUGUUUGGCUCUGUAGAGCUCGUGCAGUUGGACGCCUCUGCGGUUUACAGCCUUCUGACAGCUCUCAACCGACCCCAGAUAUCAAGUGCCGUCACCGAGCUACAGGAGGGUACAAAGGCAAUCCAGGGACAUAUUAGUGAAAUUUUUGGCGAAAAGGCGACUCCCAAAGAGAAGCCAUCGACCGAACCCGAUUCGAAUCUCAUCUACACCAUCCAUCUCACCCUAGCCGGGAUUGAAGUGUUUGGAAACACACCCCUUGUGUCCGAAAAGGAUCCUACGGCGUGUCUCUCAUUCAAGCUCGACAGAGUGCACCUAGAGGUGGCCAACCGUCGCGGUUCCCAGGGGCCCAUACUGACUCAACCAGAACUGCACAUCAACCUGCGCCAAAUUCUGAUCGAUGUGCAGAAAGGCAGGGAAAACGCUAUGAGAUCCUGCGGCAGCCUCGCUUUGGGCGCUCUCAUCUCUAUGAAUACGCGAUGCAUCGAGGACGGUACAGAAGAGAGGUCAUUCAACUUCAGAAGCGACGGCCUGGAGAUCAACUUGUCCCCGGAAACCGUCUCAACGGUGGUAGCCGCCCUGGGUUAUAUGGGCGACAAGAUCAAAGACCUCGAUACGUCGCGCGAGCUCGAGUACUUGCGCAAGAUUCGACAGACAAGGCCCCGCAUCGCCAUUAAUGAUCAUGAAGAAGCAGAGGAAUCCGAUAUUAUUGACUCGUUCCUGUCGUCAGUUGUCUACUGCUUUGAAGUGCGCGACACGCAGAUUUCCUGGCUCGUUGGCGACCCCUCGGACGAGCUGCUACCGUUAGCGGCCAGCAAAGAAGAUCUCAUCUUGUCGGUCCAGCUCGUCAGCUUCGGAACACGCCAGACGAAAUCAGCCAGGCUCUCGAUCGAGAACUUUCAACUCCAGAUGGUCCCUCCUGGCCAGGACAAGAGUCUCAGAUCGCUCCACUCGGCGCUGCUUCCCGAGGUCGUCUUCAACAUCGCCUACGUGUCGAACCCAAACACCCGCAGCUUGGCAUUCCAGGCAGUUGGCAAGUCGCUCGACCUGCGUCUGACCUCGGGCUUCAUCAUCCCUGCCGCAAUCCUCAAGGAUUCUAUCAGCCUGUCGAUGCAGAACGUACAGAGAGCAUCCCAAAACUGGAUUACGGGGACCGCUCCGCCCAAGGUCGAGAAGGUCGACGAGAUCAAGGAACCGGCGCAACCGCAGAGAAGCAUACUCGGCACAAAGCGCCUGGAGUCUCUGCUAGUAGAUGCAGACUUUUCGGGUGCCGUCGUUUACGUAUCAGGAAAGAAGCCAACAGACGGACUGCGUGGGAGCUCGAGGACGGGGCGUCCCUCCUUGGCAGGCAAGUAUGGCCAGUUCAGCACGGAUGACACCGGCAGCAGCACUGUUCUCAGAUCGCCAGGUCUGGCCUGGAAGUUUGAGUAUCGCGACAACGGAAACGAAGACCCUUCUCUGUAUGGCGAAAUCAAGAUUGACGCCUCGAGCAACAUCUUGUAUCCUUCCGUAGUACCACUCAUUAUGGACAUGACUACAAGCGUCAAAGAAGUCGUGGGAAAGGACAAGGACACGCCCGCGGCAGCUCCGACACCGGUGGCCGCGGCGAAGCCAAAGACUGGCAACGAGGAUAACAUCCUUACUGCUGAUCCGAAUGCCGUCAUUGGACGCUUGAAGCUGAACCUGGGUCUUCGGAUCUGCCGCCAGGAGUUUUCGCUAAGCUGCCAACCCAUUGCACGCGUGGCCGCGACAACUUGCUUCGACGACAUCUACUUUACCGUCAACACGGUACGCUCGCAGGAGCAAGGCAACUUCUUUUCCAUUUCGGGAGCGUUCUCCAAGCUGCAGGCGUCCGUUCAGCACGUCUACUCCCGAGAAUCCACAGGAAGCUUUGACGUCGACUCGAUCGUGCUGUCUCUUAUGAACAGCAAGCACGUCAGUGGAACGAGCGGUGUUUCUGCCAUUCUCAAGGUCAGCCCGAUGAACGUGUCCAUCAACGCCAAGCAACUCCAGGACUUUUUGCUGUUCCGCGAGAUUUGGUACCCGACGGAGCUGCGGAAUACCUCGACAGCACCGGUCGCGAAGCUUAACACGGAAACAUCUCAACAAGGUCAUCUAGUGCAGAGGUAUCAGCAGGUGGCCGCAACAGCAGCGUUUCCAUGGACGGCUACCAUUUCCAUCACGUCUCUCGAUGUCAGCGUAGACAUGGGCCAGGCCAUUGGCAAGUCAGUCUUCGCCAUCAAGGAAUUUUGGGUCUCGUCAAAGAAGACGUCGGACUGGGAGCAAAAUCUGUGUCUCGGAUUCGAAAAGAUUGGCAUCGACUGUACGGGCCGGUUGAGCGGCUUCAUCGCGCUGCAAAAGUUCCAGCUGCGCACAUCGAUCCAGUGGCCAGAGCGAGAGGCGGCGCUCAACGAGACGCCCCUUGUGCAGGCAUCUAUCGGAUUUAGCCAGUUCCGGGUGAAGGCCGCCUUUGACUACCAGGCGUUCCUCGUCGCCGACAUCACAUCCCUGGAGCUGCUCAUGUACAACGUCCGGCGUAGCCUUGAAGGCACCGGCGAUAGGCUUGUCGCCAUCUUUGACGGAGACGCCGUACAAAUAUUUGGCACCACGACGUCGGCAGCACAGGCUGUAUCCCUCUACCAAGCUUUCCAAAAACUUAUACAGGAGAGGCGGGCCAACUUUGAAAUGUCUCUGCAAGAGAUUGAAAAGUUUAUGAGGAGACGGUCAUACCAAAGCGCCGCCUUGUCUCCCCAUCUCACGAGCGCGCCAAAGCUUCCAGCCGAAGACACGCUGUCGAAAGCGCCAAUCUCACUGGACACGGACGUCGUUGUUACCCUCAAGGCGUUGAAUCUGGGUGUGUUCCCGAGCACGUUUUCCGAUCACCAAGUGUUCAAGAUGGAGGCGCUCGGUGCAGAGGCACGAUUCGCAGCCAGCAUCGAGCAGCGGCGCGUCCACAGCAUCCUGGCACUCACUCUCGGCCAGCUGCGCAUCGGACUCGCGGGUGUCAGGAACAUUGAAGCGCCCAAGACGCUCAGCGAGAUAUCAGUGGAAGACGUUGUCGAGAGAGCGACGGGGUCACGCGGGGGGACCAUUCUCAAAGUUCCCAAGGUGGGCGCUGUGAUGCAAACGUGGCAAACACCGAAUCGCAACCGCAUCGACUACAUCUUCAAGAGCGCCUUCGAAGGCAAAGUCGAGGUGGGAUGGAACUACUCGCGCAUCAGCUACAUCCGCGGCAUGUGGGCCAGCCACGCCAAGUCACUGGAGCAGACGUGGGGCAAGUUGCUCCCGCUCACGGCGGCUAUCACGGCUAUCAAGGUGACAGGAGUGCCAGAUACGGAGGGCGAACAGGCUGGUGGGACGUCGCAGCAAAAGAUCACGGCCGAGGUCAACGUGCCGCAGUCCAAGUACGACUACGUCGCGCUUGAGCCGCCGAUUAUCGAAACGCCUCAGUUGAGGGACAUGGGCGAGGCAACGCCGCCGCUGGAAUGGAUCGGGCUUCACAGAGAUCGGCUGCCGACUCUGACACACCAGAUAGUCAUUGUGGCGCUGCUUGAGCUGGCCGGUGAGGUGGAGGAUGCUUAUUCAAAGAUUCUGGGCUCAUGA